This is a messenger RNA of Drosophila grimshawi, 905 nucleotides long. RefSeq names its product lipopolysaccharide-induced tumor necrosis factor-alpha factor homolog. NCBI's taxonomy places the organism in Eukaryota, Metazoa, Arthropoda, Insecta, Diptera, Drosophilidae. The record is from RefSeq and is a predicted model, not a curated record. Gene Ontology annotation, molecular function: zinc ion binding. The coding region runs from base 193 to 714 and encodes 173 amino acids. The transcript is spliced from 3 exons.
GUCGCGUCUUGAAAGUGAAACGGCAAAGUCAACGGGACGAGAGCUUCAAGCGAGUGGUGACUGAAAACGACGACGUCGCUGACGUAGCUUGUCAAUUAGCAAACAAGCAAACGGAAAGCUUUACGGGCUGUGAUUUUGUACUGAUUCAUUUUGGUAGUUAGCCAAAGCUGAAGCUGAACUUCGUACUUAGACAUGGAUCAAAAGCGAGCCAUGCUCUAUCCACAAGUGGAUUUCAACAUGCCCAGCGCACCGCUGGCGACGCCGACGCCAACGCCAAGCAGCGAACAGACGGCGACCAUUGAGGCGCCGCCAUCGUACGAUGUGGCAAUUGCAGUAAACACUCCCGCCGCUCCAGCGACGAUUGUUAUUGCACAGCCACAGCCGCAGCCACAAUCAGCACAACAACCUCAACAACAGCAACAGCAGCAGCAGCAACAACCUUUAGAGCCCACAUUUGUGCAAACCGCUCCCACAAAUCUGGGCCCGAAUCCCUGCCGUGUGCUGUGCCCAGUCUGCGGUGCCCAGAAGACGACACGCAUGACGUACACACCAAAUGCACGUACUCAUAUGGCUGCUGCACUCAUCUGCCUGGUGGGGUGGUGUGUCUGCGCUUGUUUUGUGCCUUACUGCAUGCGUAGCUGCCGCACGGGCAAUCACUACUGCCGCAAGUGCAACAGCUUCCUGGGCGUCUACAAUCCGCAGGGUGUUAAAUGACGCGGAUUGUACUCGAGAACGCGAUAAACUAAGAUAUGAUAAGCUCACGUGGAUAUAUGUACGUAUUUGCUUAAGCAACGGCUAUCUCAGUUUAAUUGUUACUGUAGCAUCAGCUGUUUGUUUAAUUUUUCCUUUUAGAUAUAUUUUAUAAGAUCUGCAGAUAUAUAAAUGUGUGUGUGUGUACAAAAAAA